Messenger RNA from Xyrichtys novacula (pearly razorfish), 11917 nucleotides. NCBI's taxonomy places the organism in Eukaryota, Metazoa, Chordata, Actinopteri, Labriformes, Labridae. The record is from the annotation of a GenBank genome assembly.
ACAGCGGGACUUGGCCGCUCACGUGACGGUGUUUUUUUUUUUUAUGUAACAACAGGGUGUCUGUAGGGGAAAGUCGGUGAAGUAUACCGUUAAUGACCGCGGCAGCUAUAGAAAUGCAUAGACACACUCACAGAAGAAAAGCUUAUUUCACAUAACGAAGCUUUUUUGUCUUUUCGGGGGACGCUACAAUGUCUCUCCAACCGCAGGUGGAGGACGCAGCGGAGGAGAGGAGCGCCUUCUUCAUCGGAGCUGCUGAGUCGGACAGCGGCUUGUUCGAGGAGAACCAUUAUCAACUUAUACUGCAGAAAGCUAACGCGUUAGCAUCCGAUAACUGCCUCAAAGAGGCAAUUGACUGUUUCACAGUGGCUAUGCAGUACGGCCCUGUCCGACCAGAACAACUUAGCACUUUCGUCGACUGCAUCCUCCGCAACUUCAAGAGUAAAGCGGCCGAGUCGGACACACUCUCUGACCGGAGUCGGGACGUAGGGAACCGGGACGAUUUAUUCGACUGUCCUAACUGUCGUAGCUUUUUAGGUGAACCUGUGACCCUAGCGUGCGGACAUACAUAUUGUAAAUGUUGUUUACAACGACGGCUGCUUCCUAAAUGUAAACUGUGUACGGAGGGCGUGAGGGGAGAGGAGAAGGCGAAUGUGAUUCUGAGUGGACUUUUAGAGAAAUGGUUUCCCGAGGAGUUCAGCAGGUCGAAAAUGAUCUGUGAAGUGGACACGCUGUGUAGGAAAAAGCGUUUUCAAGAAGCUGUGUCACUGGCCACAGAUGUCAUCCAGCAUGGUGAGUGUUAUUAACAUAACCUUACAUGUGUUUCAAGAAGAGGGAGGUGUUUCCUAGUACUGUAUGCUGCGCACUCUCAGUGAAGACCAGUGAAUUUAACGUCAAAAAAAUCAACCUUUCUCUUCAUCUAACAGAACUAUGUGUACCCAUGCUGACUGGACUCUACUGACCAACAUUUUGAAAGCUGUUACUCAUACCACCAUGUGUUGUACGUGUUCCUCGUACACAUUAUUGGCUGUCGUACACCCUGGUAUGCGCUGCUUACGAAAUUUCCACAAGCUGCGCAUGCGCGUCCAGUGCACAUUGCAUAAGGCAGGUCAUGACACAUAUUGGGGCAGGUUUUGUAACUUACAAAGGGGGAGGGCACAUGCAUUUUGUAAUUGUUGCGGAUGGUCUAAGCAUCUUUUAUGGCUAGAUAUGGAGACAAAGAGAGGAGGCUUUCUUAAAGGUUAUGCAAAUCUGAAAAUACUAAAGCUAGAUAGUUAAUUGGUAAAACACUGACCCAAUCAGUGCUGUGGUUAUGAGUAAAGCUUUGAAUGAUCUUACAUUAUAACCUAUCAUUGUACAACACAAUGGCUCAUGGGCCUUCCUGCAAAGCAUCAGAGGUCCUUUCAAGUUCACCUGUAUUAACAUAGCUCAGUCCCCUCUGUCACUAUCUUGCUUUAUCUAUUUUUGGGAGCUAUGUUUCCCCAUAAAAUGUACACUGAAAUGGUGUUAUGCAAACUCAUUAAAUCAGGUGUCCAAAACAAUCUGCUAUUAAUUUCAAAAACAUCCCGAAUUAAUCAAAAAAAUAACCCCCCUGAUGACUGUUUUUCUCUUUUGAAAAUAUAAUCUGUAUUUGGAGAGUGUCUUGUCUUUACAUGGCAUUGCAUUGUUACAUCAUCUAUAUUGCAGCAGUUCAGAGUUGAAUAAUCUGACGUCCCACACCUAGCUUUAUGGUAUAUAGUCUGGAGUAGUGAUCUGAACCCCCACCUGCUUGAGCUUACGAAAACUUCAGCAGUAUUUGGGUCAAAUGAUAUAACACAUAACCUUGUUAUGUCUCUGCUGACCUCUGUACUGCCUGCAGGAAGUUUGGAAGAAAGUGCACCAUACUCUGAGAACCCCCUAGGACAAGUAAAGGUGUUUACUUAUGUAAAGCCAGGACACAACUGGAUGCAUGUCGAACCACUAAUGAAAUGUUGACGCUUUUUUGAUGUAUUGCUUUGCAAUUUAUUUAAGUUAGGACAUGUGGACUAUGGAAACACUAUAAAGAAUAAGAAGUCCUCCCUCAAUUUGUGGAUGCACUUCCAGAUAUGCUCCCAUAUUCAGACAGACUUGCUUAACCAUGUAACCAAAAUUUACCUGCAUGAACAACGUGGACAUGAAGUUGAAUGUUGUUUUCCAUCUCCCUAAAUUUUAUUUCAAAACCAAACAUACUGAAAAUGCAGGGAAAGCAAAGUUUAAUCAAAGCUCAUGAGCAGACUGUCUUUAGAGGGACACAUUUCUUCAAGACCUUUUGGUGACAUUAAGUUGAAGAUGCAGAUGUCACUGGUUCUGUGACGCAGUCUGGCCUGCUUUUCUAUACUGCAGAUACAGAACAGAAACUUCUAGAUAUUCAGGUUGGCUGCCCAGAUGGAAUGAUGUCUAGACAGACCACCCUGGGCAUGCUCAUGUUUGCAUCAGUCAUGUAUCCGGAGAGUUACCCUCAACCUGAAAUGUCUCCAGUAGAUCAAGUAAUCACAUGGAUUGAUAAGGUGUCAUGUAUGACAAAUCAUGUCUCAUGCAAAGGGGGAAACAAAUCUUCAGGAAUGUGUGAUGAAAUGCUGCUAAAAAUUCAUCCACCUACACAGAAGUCAUCAGUCAGCGAGGGCAGCAGCAUGACAGAGAGUCUCCAGUGGUUUCGACUUGUUUUCACAUGAUGGCAGAGAUAAAUUAGAUGACUGUAAAUUUAAUGAGUUUAUUACAUUCACAGUUCUCACAUUGGAAGUCAGAUGUCAUCCUAAAUACCAAUGCUGUCGCUCCCUUUUUAAGUGCAUUCGCAAGUUUUCAUGCAGCUCUUAUGUCCCUUUUUAUGCAGCCUGCUAACAGAACAGAUUUCCCUGAUAAUGCAUUACUUUUAUCAAAUGUUCUCUCUCUUUUAGAGAGAUUCUGAUUCUUUUUUAAAUGAAUUAAAAUUACCGGUCUGUCUUUAUGUCUUCUUUCAGAUCCAGAGACCACAGUAAUGGCCCGUCUGUCUCGGGCUGAGGCGUACAUGGCUCUCAAACAGUACCGCCUGGCCUUGGAGGACACAGAAUUUUGUCUGGAGUCCAGUUGUUUCGCUGAAGUAGGUCAUUCCCUUAUACUGCAGUGCUUCUUUUUUCCAAUGACAUAGAAACUUAAUUUUGGUAUGGACACUUUUUUCCACUGAAGCAUGUGACAUAGUUAGUUAUAUAAUUAAUGACAGCAAAGAUGGUGGCCAUGCCGGGGUGAGUGAACAUACUCACUCUGUUACCUUUGCCCGCUUGAGUCUGGCGUGGACUCAAUCAGGUGUAUCAGUCAGCUGACUGUUUCCAAGAAGAGGUGUAUUUUAGGAAAGCUGCGGCUAAAGCCACAGACAGAGAGCCCUAAAUGUGUCUUGUCAAUGGAUUAUAGCAGCAAGUUCAUGUAGGCUAUUACACUGAUGCCACAGAUACAUAAAAACGUUCAUUCAUUCAUGCUAUAAUCUGACAUUUAAAUACUUCCUGGAGAGUUUAAUUAGGGAUUUAAAGCUUUGCUUAUUUUCUGACUUACUGUUAAAAGAGAUAUACUCUAUUAUUUUGUUGUUUUGACAUUGUUUCUAUGUUGACAGAUUGUACUAUUGACUUAGUGUUAUUUUUAGUCAUGCCUAAAAAGCCUUCACCUCAGGUAGACUAGUUAUAAAAGAGUGUCAUGACCAGAAAAGGGUUUCUGGAUCACAACAGAGAGUGAUUUAGGUCAAAACCAUUAAAAAACUAUUACAUCAGGAGCAGGAGACUCCAUGUCUGGGCUGGGGCCAUGGAUAUUUGUGUAAUUUGUGACUUAAGUAAAUCGUGUAACACCACUUCCUUUUGUAGGUUAAGUCGUGAAACUCAUAAACAUUUGUAAAAACACUCUGCACUGUCAGAGAACUGACAGACCGACCAAAACUGUCCUCAGGGCCCCCUAAGGCUAAAUGAAUGUCUGUCUGUUCAGGUUGAUCAACCAAAGCAAACCUGCAAUAGCUAUAGAGAUGGACCGGUGAUGUGCACACUGUAUAUCAUGUAGACUGAGCAUUAUAAUGAGAAUACCAAGUGCACAAAAACACAGAAUCAUGUGUAUAUAACCCUUCUAUCCUUUCAUUGUGCUCUGUCAGGCAUUUUUUAGGAAAGCUAUGGUGCUGCAUGAAAUGGGAGAAGUGGAUGAAUCUCUACAAGCCUUCCUCCAAUGCAUGGCUGUGGAUGAGGACUUCCCUACUGCAAAAAGACAAGUGGAGAAGGUGAGAGAAAGUAGUUAUGAUGAAUCUGCUGGCUAUGUGGGAAGAGAAGAGUUGGUUGUCAUCCAGUCUAGCACUUCACUGAAAUGAGGUCACACUGCCUGAAUAAUGUUAUCAAUCAGUGUUGGGGAGAAAGAGGAGAAAAGCCUGCAGUUGCCGUUUGUUCUUUUGCCUUUCAAUCAAAGUUUCGCUUGUACCUUAACUUGAUGGAGUCAAGUGCCAACACUUUGACUCAUCAGUCUUGGAUGUGAUACAGGAACCUGUUUGUUAUGGUGCUAUAAAAGCAUUGCUUCUAUGAUGCAAUGAUUUAAUAGACUCUCCACCAUCCACUGCAGGGAUAAUUAAAAAUCCCAACAAAGCUUCUGCGUAUAUUCAACUGUAACUCAAGACGAAGAAAAGAGGAAUGCCUUUUUAUAUGAACAUCUUGAUGACCGCUCCCUUUGCAUUGCUUUGUUUUUUUUCUUCAUGCAUCAUUUCUAAUGCUUAAAAAGGGCGCUGAAAGCACACUCAGAAAUUGAUAACAGUCAAAACAAUAUUUCAAUCAUUAAAACUUAGCAAAGUCAGUUUAAAUUAACUGAAAAUAGACUCAAAUUUCUGUUAAAUCUUCUGGUGUUGAAAUGAGUUGAGCAAACUUUGUUUUUUUGGGUUAUGCUGCUGAAGCUUCAUCGAUCUGUUGCGGGAUUAAUGUUUCUCUCUGUGAUGCAACUGUAGGUUGAGUUCACAUAUCAGUUAUGCUAAGUAAUCUGAAUCACAUGAAAAUAAAUCAAAUUAUUUACUUCCGCCUUUUGGGCAACACAGAUCUUCAAUUAUUUCUACUUGGGUCAUCAGUCAUGAAAUUGCAUAACUUGUUGGCAGGUCAGGUCUUGUGACUGCCUGUAAUGACAUUAGUACCACAUAAUAGACAUAACACAGUUUUGGCGUUACAUAAGACGCACACAGAUGACUCAUGCUUGCAGCGCUGCUCCAAAUUUCAUAAGAACUUAACAAUUUAUUGCCACCAUGUGAUAAAAACUUUUUACUUCACUUUCAGUUGAUAAUGCCUCUGAAGCCUUGUGUCAUCCUUGCUGAGUCACCAUUGUAUAAGGAAGCGUACAUAAUCAUAUUAGUCAUAUCCAGCUUUAACUUGGUAUGUGUGUGGAAAUGAUUGGACCUGUGGUUAAGGAGCGCUGCUUGUAUUGAUGUUGUAUCAGAACUCUUUCCUUUCUGGUCCUUAAAGUGUAACUGCAGGGCUCAAAAUCAAUCUGCAACAGUGUGGAGGCUGGACAGCAUGCAUUAGUUCAGUGUCAAAUCAAGUUUGUUUAGCCUCCAGUCAUACUUUUGGUCUCCAUGGCCUGCCCAAUACACAUCUACUGACACAGAUUAAUGGAAAAGAAACGGAAACUCCCAUCCUUGUGCUCUUUGAGUGAUGGCAAGGCUUUGGUGACACACUGAGGACUACAGAUACAAAAACUGAAAACUUAACAGAAUCUGUUUCUGACAUUUUAAGGGUUAUUACUCUGACCUUUAUCGCGUUUACACAAGAUUUACAUAAGCCAAAAUCUGAUAGGGAAUGCAAACUUACGAGAAAAGGAAAGAGUGUUUGUGCUGAUAAUCUGUAGGUGAGAGAGGAGAGAGGUCAGGUUUUGAACUUGGCUGACGAAGAUUAGUGGUCUUUGCUUUGAGUUCAAACCGAGGUCAGGCCGAUGUCUGCUUUGUGAAAAACACAAGGCGACUGUGUGGAGAAAGUUGGAAAUAUGAAUGAGCUUUUUCUCAUUACAAAAAAGUUGUUUUUAAUUUUAGCCACAAUAUUUCAGCCCUUUUUUAGUGUCUCUUUCUCUACCAUCUGUUCUCUUAGUUUAUAAAAGAGCUGGAAUAAAAUCUUAUGAAAUCACCACAACUAGUACAAACAUUAUCCUCUUGAUUCUCCCCAUGUGCUUCUUACCUCUGUUAUAAUCAUAUUUAUUUUCUCAUGACUUGUUGAUCAUCUCGGUUGAAACCUGCCUCUAAAGAUAAAUGAACUCUUGUCUUACAGAUCCUGUGUGACCUGCUCUCCCCUAACGAUGAGAACGUUAAAGUUGGCCUGAGGGAAACAGCACAGAACACACUGCCUCACCUGCGCAGUAAAACCCUUUUAGCAGAAGCUCCGAGCCAGCGGCUGAGCCCGGUCCACAGACAAGCCCAACAUCAGGCCCGCGCUGUUUCGGCUCACCAUCAUCUGGAUAACCAGGAGGUACCAGAACAUGACACAGUGGUACAUUAGUAUUAUUAAAUCAUUUCGAUGUUUUUCUGGUCUUUUAAGAAGGACACUCAUAACAUUUAUCAUCCACUGUUUUCCAGAAACGCUGGGAAAGCCUGGAGCGGCCUUGUCUGAGUAGAGCUCAUUCACUGAGAGUUCAUGGCUCUGGUUGCGGUGAGGAAGGCUUGAAGAGGGUUUGUUCUGCUCCCCAACUUGGUGACCAGGAGAAGGGAAGCCUGCUGAAGAGGAAGUUAUCAGUGUCGGACACAGAACCAUGUUUAGUGGACAGUGGAAGUAGCAAACAUAAGAAACAAGGUCAGUGACCAAUACUUCCCAUGUUUUGCUUUCUCUUCUAGUUAAGAAUGUGAAUUUCCGAUCAUUUCAGUUUCACUAGAGAUGUGCAGUCAAUAAUUUAAGUUUAAGACUAGAGAGACAAGUACUGUUACUUAGUGUCACUGAUGUUAAAGACAUUCUCUUUGUUUGAUUUAAGGUAUGACGAAAGGCUCCAAACAACAAGCUGCCAAAGUUAAAACCUGUAGAAGUGUUCCCUCGGACCAGCUGGACCUGAAUGACUUUGAGUGCUCUCUUUGUAUGAGGUACAGGCACAUGCACAUAUUAACCCUGCAGUCUUUAUGUUGCAAACUCUGUACACAUGUAAACAGCCGAAUGAAGAGUGAACGCUUACAUGUUGCAUCCCUGUGUUUGAAACAGGUUGUUUUAUGAGCCUGCAACAACACCAUGUGGCCACACCUUCUGCAAAAACUGUCUGGAACGCUGUUUGGACCACACACCUCAAUGUCCUCUCUGUAAAGAGAGUUUAAAAGAGGUAACCAGUCUGUUCACACAUCAAUGUUGAUAUCCUCUCACUCAGAUAGCACGUGUUUUGUUUCAUGCUUUAUUGUAAAACAUGCAUGUUCUUUUCUCUUUAGUAUCUAGCAUGUAGGAAGUACAAUGUCUCGACGGUCUUGGACUCUCUAAUCAAGCAGUAUUUCAGCCAGGAACACUCAGAAAGGUCUAAAAUUCACCUGGAGGAGGAGAAGGAGCUAUCAGAGUAAGCAUUUCUGUUCCUGGUGUGAUGGAUUCUUAUACUGCAUCAGCUGAAAAUAAAGUUCAAAGAGUCUAAUUUUUUAUCUUUCUCUCCCCUGUGCAGUCUCACAAAAAACGUGCCUAUUUUUGUGUGUACCAUGGCUUACCCCACCGUGCCUUGUCCCUUGCAUGUCUUUGAGCCACGAUACCGCCUCAUGAUUCGCCGCUGCAUGGACACAGGCACGCGGCAGUUUGGAAUGUGCAUAAACGAUCCUCAAAAAGGGUAAGCUCACAUCAUUGAGCAUCAUCACUUGGAGAAAUUUACUAGGUUAUCUUAUCAUUUUGGUCUCAUCGUCCAGUUAAUCCUUGAAACGAACUCUAAACUGUGGAUUACUUCCAUGCAGGUUUGUAGAUUAUGGCUGCAUGCUGAAUAUCAGGAGCGUCCAUUUUCUACCUGAUGGGCGAUCAGUCGUAGACACAAUAGGAGGAAAACGCUUCCGUGUCCUGUCUCGAGGAAUGAAGGAUGGUUACAGUACUGCUGACAUCGAGUACUUAGAAGAUACAAGGGUAAGAUGCACAUUGAUCAACACCUCAUUAUCACACACAAUCAAGAUUUUCAAGGUUGAUCUUUUUGCUUCCAACAUUUUAAUUAGAAGGGGAAACAUCCGAAAUUUACUGACAGGUUUGUUUCCCUUUUUCAUACAGGUGGAGGAUAGUGAUGAGCUCCAGCAUCUUCAAGAGCUGCACGAUGAAGUGUAUGAGCAAGCCUGUGUCUGGUUCCAAAAUCUCAAGAUCCGCUUCCACAACCAGAUCCUGCAGCACUUUGGACCGAUGCCUGCACGGGAGUCUGACAUCCAGGUAAAAAUCCAUAACAAUGUCUUCUUCAUCGGCUUUUCUUUGUCUCUUUCAGUUGUCAGUUUUAGGAGCAGGGAUAUAGAUGCCUGGAUCAGAAUAAAAGGCAAUGUUUGCAGCUUAAGGCCAAGUUUGUAGCCUAGCUUGUAGCCUAACAUUGCCAGUAUAGUAGAAGUAGCAGGUAAAAUAGGAACUAUUCAGCUCUCGGACACUAAUAAUGUCUCUGGCGACAUGAUGAAAGUUAAUAUCAUAAUUAGCUUUCUUACGAGCUUGCAAUCCGCAGACGCACAAGCUUGUUCCGCAAUUGUCCUCUCUAUUUUCUCUGAGUCUGGCCUGCUAAGGGGGCGGAGCUUGGAUUUGUGAUGUAGGAAAUCUCACUGUGUCUGAGCCUGCCAUUUGGGUCUGCCAGAGAUUCACAGCAGUUUGAAUGCAGAAAUACUUAUUUACUCGUGCUGUGUCCUGUACCAUCAGAAAAUGCCAUAUGAACAUGUAGACAACGAAAAAAACAUGAUUUUUAUUGGAGUUGGUAUUUCAGGUGCAGUCUAUGGUUAUUUGAGGCUAUUAGCAGGACCUACUUGUUAGAAGUGGAGGGUAAAAUUCAUCUGAAUUAAUACAAAGCUGCAUCUUGUGUGAAAGAAUUUGUCUUGAUAUAAGUUUUGUAAGGUUAAAACUUGACAAAUGAAGGUUCACGGCUGCUUUUUCAGUGCUUCACCAAGGGGAGAGAUGGGCGAGGGAGCAUUUCAGUGUAGAACCUGAGCAAGAUCAAGUUAAACAUUGUCAUUUCUACUAAUUGUCUCUCUGAAAUUGUGAAUGCUGGAUGUAAUAAAGGACUAGUGAACUGGAAAGCUAUACCUCGGGGUAAAUUUAAUAAUUUUGAAAUAAGCUUGAUAGAUAUUUCUAAAGAUAAAGGUAUUGGCAUUUUGAAAUCUAAGCUUAGCGGUAGGUGAUGUGGUCUGCAAGAUCAAGACAUCAUUUCUAUAAUUGCUUACCCCCGCUUCAUGUGAUCACUAUGAGUUUGAUAAACAAAGGAACACCAGAGUCCCUGAGAAGCUGCAGUUUCCUUUAAAACACAGAUAACUUGAUGACUUUUUUGAUAAUUUUAUCUGACAAAGUACUUCUUGUUCCAAAAUUAGACCAUCUCAUGACGCACUUGACUUGAGGUGGAACCCACUCUAUGGUCCUUUCACCUGACGCUAAGGCCUAAUGACUUGAACACUGAUAGUCUGAGUUCAGCUCAGGCUCAAAGCCGGCUGCACUCAGAGGGAUUACAGCUCCACUGUAAGGACAACCAAGGGGCGGAGUCUAUCGACAAUAUAGGCUAAAGAGCUUUAUGAACGCCUCAUACCUAAUCCCAGCAGCUCUGUUGCGUCACAAGAGUGUCAAGAAGAGAAUACCCAACAAAACCAUGUGGUUACAGACUAAAACAGCAAAAGCAAUAACAGGAAUUUGUGGAUGUCUGCUUGGGUUUUCCAGGAAUUGGUAAUUCUUUUUUUUUAUCUGCCAGUAUGAAAUGUAGAACAAACCAAGGAAAGAUAAUUCACUUUAAAUUCUCAAGUGUUAAGUACAUUUUGUAACUGGCUCAGCCUUUCAAAGAAAAGGUUAUUUUUCAGCAUUGACGUAAGUGCAGACCCCUUUUUCAGAUUACUGUAAAAGGUCAUAUUAGUGUCAGGGUCAUCUCAGGGCCGUGGGUAAAAAUGUUACACAAGUGUCAUAAAAAACAAUUCUCAUGUUAUGGGUGUUUCAGUUGUACAUAGAUAAUGCAGAAUUGAAAUCUCUCAGUCCUUGAGAGGUGUGAUAACUACAGGAGAAUGAUGGGAAAGUUUUUGUCAUUGCUAAUAUUUUAAUCUUUUCUUCUUUUCCUAUUAGGCAACUCCUAAUGGUCCAGCCUGCUGCUGGUGGCUCUUGGCUGUUCUGCCCAUUGACCCACGGUACCAGCUGUCUGUCCUCUCCAUGACCAGCCUCAAGGAACGCUUGGAGAAGAUCCAGCACAUCCUCACAUAUCUGCAGAGCAUCCCCAACAACUAGAGCUUCCUCUUCUCUUUUCAUCACCCGACAUCCUUCAGACUUUAAAAAAAAAAACAUCUAACAUACUCUGAAUCAGCAUCUCAACAACCUUUUUUGUUUUGUUAUACCACCUGCUCCAUACCCUCUGUUUUUUUUCCUAUAACAAGAAUCCUCUUAAACAACAUUAGAUCAGAGCAAAGCAGAGACAUCCUUGAAUUGUGGAUCACCUAAACCAGAGAUAUGGCCAAACCACAUCAGGGAAACUUCCACUGACACAUUGUUUGAGUAAGACUGUCAGCAAAAAUUAUUUAAAAGAGAGAGACGUCUGACAGCCACUGUUUUCAUCUGCUAACUUUCAGAAUGCAGUACUUUUUCAUUUGAUGAUUAAAAUGUUACAGGGGACUGAGAGUAGAAUAUGUAACAAUCAGCUUUUAGUGUUUCCUAAAGUACUUUUGGAGCAGCGCUGAAGAGAGUAUUUUCUCCUUUCUGUUGUAAGAUUUCUUUAAAAAGAACAGGCUGGAACAAAACCCUGAAAAUUCUGAAAGUCAAUACGUUAUAUCUAGACAUGGUUUAAAGAAACCACUCUGAAAAAAACACCACAAAUGUUACCAAAGGUCUGUGUGUCUCAGACAAAUGAAAGUAUUAGAUUAUCUCUUCCAAGCGACCUCUUUCUGUUUUUCAAACUUUUCCAACAGGCUAACCGCGCACAACUUCCAUCGCUGCCUCUGAGUCGUGGUAGAGAACCUUCUCGCUGGAAUAACGAGACGAUCAUGGCUGCUUUUCAUCUUUCUCAGCUUUCUAACAUUUGAUCCUCCUUUGGCAUCAAAUCAAAAAGCGUAUGUUCUUGAAAUUCUAAUUCUAUGCUCUUGAUCCGCUUUUCUUCCUCUCCCUGUUAAAGUGCAGAUGGAUAAACACGCUUCCAGACAUUUUGUUUCUUUGUUUUGACUUUCUGGCAGUCCAGCCAUGAGUGUUAAGAUUUUACUGAGGUGUUUUAGAAAUGGAGUGGUUCUGUACUAAUAUUGUGUCUCUCCUCCAAACCAAAAGAUGCUGUUACCCAUUAAAUUAACUUAAAGCUAAAUUAAUUUGUAUGUAAAAUUAUAUUUGUACAUUUUAGGCAAUAUGUUUGUAGAAGAAGAUCUUAUGGGGUCAUGCAAUAUUAUGACAAAUCAAAAUGGGACGACCAACAGCAUGUCAUGAGCCAAUGGGUUGAAUUUAUCCUUCAUUGAAAAGCUGCUCUUUCUGCUUGGAGGGGAGAGGACGGUACCUGCAGUGCUUCAGUCGAGACUGCAUCUGCCUUACACCAUUUUGCAUUGAGACUGAAAAACCCAAUGCAUUAGCUUGGCUACCAUUCCCUUAUUUUGCCAUAGUAUGAAGUAUGUUUUAACCGUAUUUUUUUUUUUUUUCCACUUAGUUUGAGGCACCUUUUCUUCACAAUGUGUACAAAUAUUCUUUGAAAAAAAGGAAAGUCCAUUUCAGGCUCUUAUGUGUAAAUCAUCUGUAAAAAGGCUUUUUGAACAGAUCUUGCUUUUUGCUCAAAUGUUUUAAGUUAUCAAUUUGAAUAAUAAAAGCACUUCUUUUUCAAA